Trichomonas vaginalis G3 is the source of this 204-nucleotide messenger RNA. RefSeq lists its product as uncharacterized. The transcript has a single exon. The coding region runs from base 1 to 204 and encodes 67 amino acids. Lineage: Eukaryota; Parabasalia; Trichomonadida; Trichomonadidae. The record is from RefSeq and is a predicted model, not a curated record.
AUGAAGCAAGUUAAAUUCGUCCCACACCAAUCUGAAUGGACCGAUGAAGAGUUUCAAGCCAUCGUUGAAGACGUUGAGAACGACAUAGACGGCGAACUUGAAGGAGCUCAAAUCACAAUUGCAACCAAAAUUGCAGAGGUCAGGAAGAUAGCUCCACUUAAAGCUACCAAAGUACUCUUGACCUCAUGGAUAGUUACCGUUUAG